This is a messenger RNA of Miscanthus lutarioriparius, 204 nucleotides long. Lineage: Eukaryota; Viridiplantae; Streptophyta; Magnoliopsida; Poales; Poaceae. The record is from the annotation of a GenBank genome assembly.
AUGGAGGUGUUCCAACCCCUCCUCGUCUCCGCCAUUGCCGUGGCCCUAGUGCACGUCCUCAGGCACCUGGUGAAGCCCAGCAAGGUCGUGAGGCACCCGCCGGGCCCGUGGAAGCUGCCGGUGAUCGGCAGCAUGCACCACCUGGUGAACGUGCUCCCGCACCGCGUGCGCUCAGGGACCUCGCGGGCGUCCACGGCCCGCUGA